AUGCUGAGGCCAGGGGGUGCGGAGGAAGCCGCGCAGCUCCCGCUAAGGCGCGCCCGAGCCCCAGUCCCCCCGCCCCCCGACGGCUGCCGGGCCCCGGCCCGCCUGGGUCUCGCCUGCCUGCUGCUGCUGCUGCUGGUGACGCUGCCGGCGCCCGUCGACACGUCCUGGUGGUACAUCGGGGCGCUGGGAGCCCGAGUGAUCUGUGACAAUAUCCCAGGUCUGGUGAGCCGACAGCGGCAGCUGUGCCAGCGUUACCCAGACAUCAUGCGCUCAGUGGGCGCGGGUGCCCGCGAAUGGAUCCGUGAGUGCCAGCACCAGUUCCGCCACCACCGAUGGAACUGCUCCACGCUGGACCGCGAUCACACCGUCUUUGGACGGGUCAUGCUCAGAAGCAGCCGGGAGGCAGCAUUUGUGUACGCCAUCUCGUCAGCUGGGGUGGUCCACGCCAUCACCCGGGCCUGCAGCCAGGGAGAACUGAGUGUGUGCAGCUGUGACCCCUACACCCGUGGCCGGCACCGUGACCAGCGUGGGGACUUUGACUGGGGUGGCUGCAGUGACAACAUUCACUAUGGUAUCCGCUUUGCGAAGGCCUUUGUGGAUGCCAAGGAGAAGAGGCUUAAGGAUGCCCGGGCCCUGAUGAACUUACAUAACAACCGCUGUGGCCGCACGGCUGUGCGCAGGUUCUUGAAGCUGGAGUGUAAGUGCCACGGGGUCAGUGGCUCCUGUACACUGCGAACCUGCUGGCGCGCCCUCUCAGACUUCCGCCGCACGGGGGAUUACCUGCGACGGCGCUAUGAUGGGGCAGUGCAGGUGACGGCCACCCAGGAUGGCGCCAACUUCACAGCAGCCCGCCAGGGCUACCGGCGUGCCACCCGCACUGACCUUGUCUACUUUGACAACUCCCCCGACUACUGUGUCUUGGACAAGACUGCAGGUUCCCUAGGCACUGCGGGCCGUGUCUGCAGCAAGUCAUCUAAAGGGACAGACGGCUGUGAAAUCAUGUGCUGUGGCCGAGGGUACGACACAACGCGAGUCACCCGUGUCACCCAGUGUGAGUGCAAAUUCCACUGGUGCUGCGCUGUGCGGUGCAAGGAGUGCAGGAACGCGGUGGACAUCCACACGUGCAAGGCCCCCAAGAAGGCAGAGUGGCUGGACCAGACCUGAGCACUCGGACACCUCCCUAGUCUCUCCACUCCAAACCUUCUGACGCCAACCAAAGCACCAGAUCCCUGCAUGCUCACCAUCCUCCCCCCUCAACCCUGGGCUGCCACAGCUUCUACUGAAGGACUUGGGGAGGGGUCCAGAGAGACUCUGGGGGCCUGGCUGACUCCUUAGCCCUGGGAACGAGUUGACAGGAUGUCAGGUCUCUGGAGGUUAGGAGGGAGACUGGACAAAGUAGGGGUCUUCAGAGUGAUGUGUUGCACUAAAGCACCUGGUGGUUGAGGCUUAGUCCUCCUUGUCCUUGCCUGGCUUCCUGACACCUUGUGUGUAAGAGAGGAAGGAGAGAGGGGCUUUGUGUUCCUACCUGGCUGAGGGUAGAUGGGACAGAGGUGAAGCCAUAUGUACUUUCCCUGGAAUCAGUUCUCGCAGAAUGCCCCUUACCAUGGAAGGACCUCUUAGGCUGUGACACUCGGCCUUUAGCAAGAGCUUGGGGCUGCUAGACAGCAUGGGCCACCAUGGACAAGUUGCAUUCACAUGCUCAUGUUUAUGAACCGUUGUGUUUUAUAGGGGAAAUAAUUAUAUAACUGCACAAAAACACAUUCUUUUCCAAUCCUUUCCAACCUGUAUCGGACAGCACUGCCCCCUUUGCUCACUUGCUGCCUGUUCCAACACGAGGCAGCAUGCUGUGGUUCUCCAGCUAACCGGUCAUUAGAAUGCCCUGGGAGGUAGGAAUUUGGUAGGCCCUGGGAUCUUUAUUUUUUUUACUUUUCAUGGGCGAGUCUGGUGACCGGCCAGGUUUGGAAAACACUGUGGGAAAGCUCUGAGACUCAUGGAGGGUGGGAGUGGGUGCACGGGCCCACCGGAGGCACUUGUGUGCCCAGGGAGGCAAGGGGCUCGGCGGCAGGGAGUCUUUGGGAGAGGAGGCCGUGGCGCUCUAGAGGAGGAGAUCCGGGGCGUGUGGUCAAAGUGGUGAACAGCCUUCCCCUGUUUAUUCAACAAAUCUUUAUCUAAUGACUCUCCAAGUUUUUUAAUGUCCACUCCACUCUGGACCCACGUAGUGGUGGGGUUCCUUCUACCCACUGCUUAUCUGGGUUUGCAGGGGAGGAGGUGGCCGGCUUAGUAAGCCAGAGGCUAGAAUGUAGAGUCCCCCAAACCUGGAUCUCUGUAUCUUUGUGUGUCUUCGGCAGUGCUUGUCUCUUGCCUGCUGAUCUUAAAAAGGAGCAGAGUGGUCCAGAGCUUUGUACUUAAGACAGACCUGGUGGUGCCAUUUCAUGUUUUUUAAUAUUUUAAACAAGCUAAAUUCUGAGCCUUUGUUUUCUCAUCUGUUAAAUGAGAGAAAGGGCUUAGCACUGCAUUGAGUUUCACUUAGGCCCGAACUACAGUCCAAGGAUCCUUCCACCUAAGCCCCUAAGGCCUGGUGCAGCCUGAUCUCACCAGGAACCGUCAGCUCCGGGCGAUAAGGCACUGAAGGCUGUCUGUAGAAGAAGUUCUGCAUAUAGGCCCCACUUUCCUUUCCCUUUCCCCAGGGGUCCUCACAUGUCUGUGGAGCAGCUUCACUUUGCACAGGCAGCCGGAGGACGGGGGAGCUCCAGCUCUGAGCCACAGGGGCAGAUUUAUUUGGAUGAUAGGACUAAUAUUUGUGUAACCUGUUGAGACCUGUGUGGGAGAGUUUAAGGUGGUUUUUCUGUUGGUGAGGGGGUUUGCUCCAAUUUCACAUCCAUUAACACAAAACAUGAGCUAGUCAGGGCUCUUGUGGUCUGUGGUGAGGGGAUUCCUGUGGAGAAAGGGGACUGAGUGAGUCAGGCUGGGGGAAUGUCUCCCCUGCAUAGUAGUGGAGUCAACUGGAUAACUGAUGAGCCCAUGGUAGCAUUGGGGAGGGGAGCCUGGGGCGGGAAGAGAAGAGAAGAGUUUCUCACAUCUUGAGCUGGAAUUAAAAGGAGCUGAGAUUUAGGGUGGUGGGGCUAUGAGGCUCUCACUCCGUCUGCACUCAAAACAGGCCUUAAUGAGGUGUUACUUCGUAUGCCAAGUCACUGGGAAGAGCCUCAGAUGCCCGGCAUCUCCUGCUCCUAUAAAAAUACACAGCUCACUACCGCUCACUGAAGACACAGGCUUUCCACAGGAAGUCAGCCUGACUCGACCUGUGUUCUGUGAUUGCUUCUGGGCUGUGUGGGUCUCAUCCCGUGGAAGGAAGUGGGCCUCUUCUGUGCCUCACACUGCUCGGCUUUUCCUUGGGCUCCCAUUCUUGCUCACAAAGACCCAAGUUUGGCAAUGUCCUUUAAAUUGUUAAGAGAAGAACAAGCUGUCCAGAGGGUGGGAAGUUUGGUAAGCGAGGUGGCUAACAGGAGAAAGGCGGUCCAUCUGGGCCCCACUGCAGAGGCUCUGUGGCCCCGAGACAGAACGAUGGCCAAGCAAUUCAUUUAUCUUCCGAGUCCUUCGCUUGCCUCUGCAUUCCGAUUGGCUUUAGACAACUGGCGUCCACUCUGCAAUAUACAAACAGAAACGAAUUUAUUUAGAACAGGCAACAAAACGAGAACUUUAUUUGGUGCAGUCUGCGCUCUAUUUAGUUCUGCUGCUACUUCUGUACUCGCCUGCUAAUCUCUCCAGUUCCUUAGACCCUCUACGCAAUGGAGGCCUGCCCCUCAGAGCCAAUGCCUGUCAGCCUCUCCCCUCUCCUCCCUCCUGUCUGCUGUUCCUCCUGUGUUCGCACACUCUUUAGGUAGCAUGUCGUACAGAACGUGGAGCUUAGAAUCUUCUGGAGAAGGCACAUAACUGAGGUGCCUCAGCUUCACAGACUUCAGCUGGACAGUUCUCUUUAGUCAAAGUAAGGAUGCCAGCCGGCUCCUGAAUAGCAGCAUUCAUCCAUGUGUGUGCUUAAUGUGAUGCUGGAGAAAUGAAGUGGGGGCCUUCCGAUGAAGGAAGAGAAGCACACUUUGCUGGCCUGGCUGCCCGAGUCUUGCAGAGUUGACUGCUGAGUGCUGCUGCCGCGCUUCCAUCUCCCCUGCUCCCCUCCCUCAGCAAGAGCAUUACGAAGGGAGGCCCUUGCCAAAUUCCCAGGACCAUUCAAGACAUGAGUUUUUUUGUGGCUUAAUGGAAGACAGAUCAUCAGGAUUUCUCCCCUCAUCCUUCCUGAGGUUUUUAUUUAAAUGCCCUCAGUGGUCACAGAGCCCAUUCUAGCUGGGGAAAAGGGAGGAUGCCUGGGAGAGAGAGUUUCCCAUCCCCUGGAGGCCAAGAGGCCGGCAGCCCAGCCAAAUGACAGCACCAGAGAACAAUGCGAUGCAUUCCUGGGCAGGUCGGUGGGACCCUGGGCGCCUGGACCUUGUGGAGAGAGGUGCCAGACACAGAGCUCUCCGUAAGCAAUCCUGCAGAGCCGCCCCCUGGGUGCAGAAAUGAAAUACGGGAGAGCUUCACAUUACACAGAAACCUGUAGCUUACACCUGGUUAUUGAUGGCCUUGGCGGAGGCCUCUGCCCCCACCCUCCACGUGGGAACUGCCUGCUGCUUUUGGGGAUGGGGUGGGUGGGCAUCUUUGAAGCAGUGUGGGAAAACAAAGAGAUGCUCUCUUUCCAUGUGCGCCUGCAUGCCUCCCUGGGAUACAUAUAGGGUGCACACUUAUAGACACACACGGCCUCUCACUGGCAACCAUUUUUAAAAAGCAGCUAGAUUUCACUAAAAUUUGCCUUAGAAAAAUCAUACAAAACUGGCCCCCAAACCAAGGAACGUUAUGUCAACAUUUAGGAAUGGAGAAGGCAAAGAUGAAAGGAAGGCAUGGAGAGAAGAGGACAGAGGGGACGUGCCACCCUCCAGAGUGGCUGAGAGCCUGUACGCUGGCUUGACUGGCUCACUCUGGGAGACGGGGAUGUGAUGGUGGCACCAGGUAGAAUGAGCAAACCUGCCGCUCUACAAGACUGGAUUGUAAUUUCCACCACUUCCUAGGUUAGCAAAUGUAGCUUUGAGUGCCAAGGAAGACCCUGAGAAAGGCACUGACGGGGGUUGGGGGUGGGGGGAGAUGUGUCGUCACAGUUGCCACACCAGACUGAGCUUGUCCCAGGACUUGCUACUCUGUCUGGGUUGUGGGCAGGCUGCAGGCACUAGCCAGUGGGGUCAGAGGUACAGAAGAGAGGAUUCAUAAGCUCACUCUCCCACUUCCCAUUCUGGGCUGAAAUUCUCUCUGAGCUGAAAUUCAUCAUAGGGUCUAUCUAUCUACAGGGUUGCGAUGAGUCAGCAUUGACUCGAUGGCAGUGAGGGCCUCAUUUAUUUAAGAUGUACUGCUCAUUAUGAAUGCAAGAAAGGCAAGCCACCUUCCCCUUUAAUCCCCUAUUUCUGAACUAGCUUGAUUUAAAAAAAAUUGAGUCUGCUUACUUCCACUUCUGUCUUGAGUCUAUGGAUGGGCCAACUGGACAAAGGCAUUCCUUGCCUUGACCAACGUUGCUGCAAUCUAGUAAGUUUGUGACCACACUCCCCUGUAAGUGGGUCUGACCAAACAGACAGGCUAGGGUAAGGAAGACAGUUAUUCUACAUCAGGACAACUUGUGCGGUGGGGCUUCCUGAAGAGUAACAAUGAUGCUUAUGACAAGCUCUUUGGUUUACAAACUGCCUGAACGUUAUGAUGCUCCCUACUGCCCUGUGAGGGAGGGAUUCUUCUCCUUUGACAGACACCAUUCAGAGAGGUACAGUGAUUUGUCUGGGAUCCUGUGCUGCACCGGGCCUUCUGACUUCCAAUCCUGUGUUCUCUUCAAAGAGCCAGGAUGCCCAGUGUCAGGGAACAGAAGUACAAAAUAUUCAAGCCCAGUAGGAGUGCUGGGACAGCCACAAGAGAGUAACUGAACCCAAUGUGCAAAAGGGGAAGGCUAGGUAGGCCUUCUCUGGCCCGAGCAACAAAUCCUCCUGUGCUGUCUCAGCCACCACCGCCACCACCACCAGCAUCAUGUGAUCGCUUGGCAACACCGGCUACAUGUAAGCUCUGGAUCCUUUCUACUCUCUGUUUCCUUCAGAUUUACAUUAAACAUUUAUAAUGUCA
Molecule: messenger RNA, 6177 nt
Organism: Echinops telfairi (small Madagascar hedgehog)
Lineage: Eukaryota; Metazoa; Chordata; Mammalia; Afrosoricida; Tenrecidae
Gene: WNT2B
Product: Wnt family member 2B
Exons: 5
Coding region: 1-1164 (387 amino acids)
Biological process (GO): multicellular organism development; canonical Wnt signaling pathway; neuron differentiation
Cellular component (GO): extracellular region
Molecular function (GO): cytokine activity; frizzled binding
Source: RefSeq, a predicted model, not a curated record